Molecule: messenger RNA, 861 nt
Organism: Fusarium mangiferae
Lineage: Eukaryota; Fungi; Ascomycota; Sordariomycetes; Hypocreales; Nectriaceae
Exons: 3
Coding region: 1-861 (286 amino acids)
Source: RefSeq, a predicted model, not a curated record
AUGUCGGAUCCAUCACGAGCUCUUGCUGCGGCUGACAUGCAUGUGAAAAUGCAGCUUCGUGCAGUAUUCAUCGAGUACCAGCCAACCAAACACACGAGCAGCUCACUGCGUCCCUUCCAUCACGCAAGGGUGGUAGUGACGGAAGUGGGCCAGCAUCUAAACGGAGAACCUCUCAAUGCGCAAUCCUCGGGUUUCGUCUACGACAGGCAUGACGGCGUGGUCAUUGGCACAAGCACCAAGGACAAGGUCUUAGCGCAGAAGGACCCUCAGGAAUAUGAAGGUCUACCCAAUGGGUGGCAAUCCGUAUACUACGGGUUUACCGAUCAUUCCUUUGAAGAGAUUGGAAAUAUUGUGCAAGACCAAGUAGACUCGAAAAUUGGCUACAAUAUUGUCUUCAAUCAUUUCCACACUUUUGCAGAAGAUCUUGCCUUCCGCAUUGGGCAUGAAGCAUCUUUCAAGAGUAUUACCAAGUUCCCUGUUGAUUCUGUUAGCAGCGACCGACCGUUUGAAGCAUCCCAGAUCACAAGGGUGUUUGACCAUAGUGACCCGGGAAUAGAAUACAAAAGCAUUGCAGAUGCGAUGCGUGAGGGCAUGAUGGAUCGAACUCCGGAAUUCGAUGAAGAAGCCGUUAUGAUCUUAUCGGUGAUGGAAGCGGCUUACCCCACAAGUGCCAUGACGAUAUCCCGGGACGUCAUCUCCGCACACUUUGCCGAGUUGGGAAUGUUGAAACGACCCGGUCCCGACGUGGCCGCCGGCCACAGCGAGGUUUGCCGUAUGCAGAAGAACAUGAUUGACAAUUCUCAUGAUUCUACGAUAUCGGAGGCGCGGGGUGAUUUACCAAGCCUGGAUAAGCCUCCCUGA